Molecule: messenger RNA, 10572 nt
Organism: Drosophila willistoni
Lineage: Eukaryota; Metazoa; Arthropoda; Insecta; Diptera; Drosophilidae
Gene: unc-13
Exons: 22
Coding region: 41-9985 (3314 amino acids)
Biological process (GO): presynaptic dense core vesicle exocytosis; dense core granule priming; synaptic vesicle priming
Cellular component (GO): presynaptic membrane; neuromuscular junction; presynaptic active zone cytoplasmic component
Molecular function (GO): phospholipid binding; syntaxin-1 binding; calcium ion binding
Source: RefSeq, a predicted model, not a curated record
UUAAAUUUGCUGUCGUCGGCUAUCCUGGACACUUCGCGAGAUGUCAAUCAAUACGUCGCAUUCGUCACCGAUACCACCAAUUUUUGGCAGCAUAUCCAUCCCAUUUGAGGAUACCCACUCAGGAAUUUCCGAUAAAUCUGUAAAUUACCAGCAACAACGUUCCACACAGAUGUCGGACUCCAAUAAGUUUUCUUGUGGGGGCUCUGAAGACGUUUCAGGUGUGCAACAGCUCCCUUAUGCAUUAGCAGCAAAUGCGCUCCAGAGUCAAUUUAAAAUUAAGCAGCAACUGCAUCCAUCACCGCAGACAUUUUCCAAAAAGAUGCAACCGACACAAGCUAAUUUUAUUGGUAGCGAAGCCGUCAUGCAAAUGUCGAUGUCGAGGUCGAACCCAGCUACGGGCAGUAUGGUGUCCAUCAGAAGUGAGCAGCAGCUUUCCCAAAUCUACAAUUCACAACAACACUCAGACUACAUAAUCUCCGACUAUAUGGACAAAAUAGCAACUAGGAUCAGCUUGCUGGAGACUGAGCUGAAGUUCGCUUGGCGCGCCUUAGAUUUAUUAUCCACCGAAUACGGUAAAAUAUGGACUCGCUUAGAGAAACUUGAAAAUAUUUCGGUUGAGCAGCAGUCUGUAGUAAGCAACCUCAUGGGUCUUAUUGCAUCAGCUAAGCCACACCAUAAUGUGGACAUCGAUCUUGACCUUGACGCGCAAGCAACUUUUCCUAAAUUUCUUCCGUUAGGUAUGGAUGUAAAUUCACACAUGGUUGAAGACAAAACCGAAAAGCAUAUGUCCAACUUGAAUUUAGAUACUGGUGUUUCCGUAACUACCGAAGACGAUGGCCUCGGACGUACUUCCGGUUUUUUUAUGGACUCCGAAUAUGGACUAGGAGCCGAUCAGUGCGAUGAAUUUUUUUUGGACUACGAACCUGGUCCUCUUAACGAUAAUGACCGGGACGUGGAUUUGGAAGCUGACCAAAUCGAUUUUGAUAAUGAGCACAAAUGGUUGCUAAAUACAGACGUUGAUGGUAGUAAAUCUCGCCAAAAGCUUUAUUCGGAUUCGGAUAUAAUAUUGUAUCAACAACAGCAGCAGGUUUUGGCAAAUAAUGCCAGGGCCGACUUGUUAAUGGAAUUCCUUAAUGGGCGGCGCGUGCUUCAAGAAGUUGCAAUGGGAUCUGCAGCUGGCGCCUCUGCAUCUACUGCAUCCAGUAGUCUUUUAAACUUGGCUCAACUGACAAAAAAGAGUCGCACACAUGGACAUAGACAUCACAAAGGUCGUUCUCACGAUGAAGCAGAUAACCAUUGCUUGACAGUAACAGACUCCGAUUCCGGCGCAGCUUUGCAUGGAAUGGAUUCUAUGUCUGUGCCUGCAACCAAUCAGGAAGAACUAGACGAGCUUAUUGAUGAGGCCAAUUUUUUUCGCUUAGCCGCCUUUAGAACGGGCGAAGGAGGGAAGCAAGUACUGCCCAUUGAAGAUACUGGUGGAACGGCCCAAACAAAAGUGUUGAAUAGUGAAAUGAACGAGACUUUUUACAAGACCUUAAAUGAAGCAUAUCGUGAUGAUAAUUUAAGCUCGGAAAUAUCAAAAGUAGAGCACCUUCUUCAACAGUCUGGGGCUGCUCACGAACAUAUCACUACAUUAAAUGGUGGACGAUCGACAUCGUCCCUUAUGAUGAUCCACGAAGGUAACGAGGAUGAUGCUUUAGACGCCGAACUUGCACUUACUGCAUCGCAGGUGUCUGCCCCUCUAAGAACCAGUAAGCUGAUUAAGUCAGGAGUUUGCUCAGAUCAACAAGUAGGCAAAGAGUCGCGAAAGCACAGAAAAAAGAAGCACUAUAAAAACGAGAUGGACAUGAUUAAUAAUCUCAAGUGCAUACUUGCUCAAUCACAAUCCACAUCUAACAAAGACAAGAAUAUGAAUUCACUUUCAGAUCAGCAGCACUCACAAGGCAAUAAAACCUUAACCAAAGAGAAAAAUGACAAUCUGAAAUCGUAUCUCGAUGAUUCGGACAGCUUAUGCCCCGAUCAAAAUAUCGCUAUAUUGGAUACCAUAACUGAACUGAUGAUACGUGAAAUAAAUAAAAUUGAAGAUUUGCAAUCAUUAAAUGCUUCACAAAUACGUCAGUUGCGUCAGGAAAUUCGGUCGGAAGUUACCUUUUUUGAAAAACUUAAUCAGGUAGAUAAAAACUUGACACUGCUGCUACUUAAUCCUGUUACAAUGGGAGAAGAGAUGCGCCGUCUUCACGUAAAAGAACCCAAUUGUAAAUUUGAUCUUGUGAUAAAGAAGUUUAACAAGAAUAUUGACACGCUAAAGAAACUUGUUGGGAAUUCAUUUGAUGAGUUUAAGAUAACUAGCAAAAACAGGUCUGCGCUUGACCACAGUGCCAGCUCUAACAGAGACCAGAGUCCUAGUAAUUGCACUAUGCUCUCUAUACCCGACCCCAAUGAAACUGGAGUUGGCUAUAGUGCACACUUGCUUCGUAAUAAGUCAGACUUGGAUGAGCAGCUAAAGUUACUGGAGACGCAGGAGAUCGAAAUAAAUCGAAAAAAAGCCAUCGAGCAGAUAACAAAUGCACAUGGAAAAAAAGUGAAUAACUCCGACACCGAAGAAGAAUGUAGAGUACAGCAGAGGUAUAUCGAGUGCAGUCCAUGUCCCAAUCCAAAUCAUAUCAAACAUCUGUCAAGUUCGGCCAGCAAUAUUUAUAAUCAAGAUGAAUACAUAAAGUCGCUAAAAAAAAGCUUGGAGCGGCAUAACAGCAUGCUCUUCCUGCUGCAUCUUCAAAACCCUGAUAAACACAAAAAAAUAAGUGAUUUGGAUGAAAUAUUUCAGUUGGAUCGAAAUCGAGAGAGUCAAAGUCCCCCACCUCCUGCUCCCUACGAUAAUGGAUUUGAAGAUAUAAUUCCUGUCGGAAGGGAUGAUGGCAUAGGCACAGAGUCAUCAAAUCCUUUUACUUCCGAUCAGAGACAACAGACUCACCAGCAGCAGCAGCAGCCGCACGUUUCACCGCGUCAAGCUAAAUCUGAUUCGGGACUGUCCUCUAUGAGUGGCUGGUCACCAAAUUCACCUGUACCCAUCAGCAUACAAAGCUGCAAUCCAUUUUUAAACAAGUACAAAGACAUCAAUACGGAAAUGCUACAACUGCAGUUGCACUUGGGAUAUCCAUAUGGAUUGGUCGACUUCCGUGAUGAAUCAACCGCCAACAGUGAAUCGCGUCCCGAAGGUGGAUACGUAUUUUCCGAAGAAAACUUAAACUAUAUACAGGAGCUAUCAAAAAAUAUGCCUAUUUGUUCGGCCUAUGAAAACAAAUCCAUUUUCAAUGUUAAUGUUAAUAAAGAGAAGGAAUUUUCCACAGUAGACGAAUUGCUAAAGUGGGACCAGCAGACGGAUAAACAAGAGACCGAUUGCAACAUAGAGCCCAAACUCCCAUCACUUCAACGGCCUCCGAGUGCUACGAAUUCUUCUGAACAUAGUGCAAAUAUUAAGUGCCGAAUGCCAGACUUGCUAAAGAACCAAUUAAGUAUUUCAGCGACCAAGUCAUCCUCAAAGAGAAGAAUAAUCAAGCCAGACAAACAAUUUGCAGAAUUGAGAUCAUUACGAGGUUAUGAUGAAACUGAUAUAGACCACUUGGAACGGCAGGAUUUGACGCGUAAACCUUAUUUAACCGACCGUCUGGUAUACUAUCCAUCAUCAAACGGCAUUGCGGAUUAUAACAGCAGCCGAAAUCUGGAUUUUAUGGGGCUUCAGCAGUCACAGCAACAGCAUCCACAACAAAUCGGGUUCUUGGCGCAAUCCCAUGCAAUCAGUUCGCCGUCGAUUAAUGCGGUAGAAUUUCCUAUUGAAUACUUUUCCAGCGAAUCUACGUCAGCUGAACCGAUGUCGAAAAAUUCCCAUCGGGAUCCAUCUAUAGAAGUCCCACACAAACCAACAAAAGUGUGGAAUAAGCUUAACAACCUAUUGCCAGAAAAUUUGAAGUUAAAACGCCCAGCCAAGUAUGCUCGAUCUCAAUCAUUACCCGGUGAUGUGGAAGGGCAAGAGUCAGAGGUGCAAGGACGUGGCCAGGUGAGCUCGUAUCCGUUAAUCGGUCAUCGGCGAUCUCAAAAGGGAAAUAGGUGUGAAAGCGCUGGUAAUGAAGUUGUAAGUGGCAGCCACUUAGAUUUGCCUAAACGCAUACAAAAAAUACCGUUGCGCAUUAUACAAAGAGCCACAGCCUCACACUCCCAUUCACUAUCGUGUUCAAAUACGAAUGCAGCGCAAAAGAAGCGUUCGUUUUCAGCUAAAAUGAACCAUCUAAUGCAGAUGGCGAAGACGUAUAAACGGCAGAGCUUUGGUCCGCGCCCCGUCUCCAGCAUCUCCGAUUCCGAAACUGACAUACCAGGCUUCACUUCGUCGGAUAAUGAUGAUUGGUCGGCAAAUGAGAACUCCUCUCGGCAUCAUACGAACUCCGACCCGGCCAUCGAUGAUUACGACGAGGAGGAUGUCGAUUCCCUUAUCCCCGAUGAUGGGGAGGCUGAAAACAUCGACUAUAAUAACAGCAAAAUGGUUGUUACUGGAUAUGGUGAAUCAAAUGAGGAGGGCGAGAGUCAUAAUGUAUUUGCCAUCAUUGGAGAUUUAAAGAAGUCAGAGGUCCUUUCCACAAGCAAUCUUCAACUUCAGCAACGUGCUGUUAUGCAAAAUAAUAUUAACAUAUCUGAGCAAAUUCCAGAAAAAACUUUGGAGAGCAAUGAGACCCCGACUUCUGAAGCAAAGGCAUGUCUUGAAAAAAGUAGUUCCUUGUAUGUCGGCGACCAGGACGCUGACAAUGGCGUGACCUGCAUGCAAAGUGAAGUUAAGAUAAACGUACCCUUGUUGCAUGUAGCAACAACAGCAGCUAGCACCCCAACUUUCCCCCAUGUCUCGCCCCAAAACAAAAUAGUUAAUGUACAACCGCAAGCAACGAAUCGUGGCAAUAGCAAUAUAGUUGGUGGUUCUUUUUUCGCGGCACAUCAGUCUCUAGACAUUCCAAGCUCUUUGGGUCAUGGUUCACGGGACGAUGAUGACAAUCGUAGUCAGCAUUCGGGCCGCACUCUUUCAUCAUCUCGGCGUCAAAGUACGGAAGACAGCAUCGAUACGGACGACGAGUACUUUUGCUACGAGUUACGACAGCUCGAGGAACUGGAACAGCAACGUACAGCUGAGGCAGAACAGCGCAACAAUAAAGACGUGCUAUUGUCGCAGAUUGGGCAGUUGACAAUAGACGAAGACGGUUUUUGCUAUCCAGAACUGUCUGCUGAGUUGUCGCCGGAUGAAGGCGUUAGGCAGAAUAUGUCCAAAGUACUAAAUGAACUUAAGUGCGUCGUUAGACUACAGCCCGACAUAUUAAUUGGGUCUGCAGCCGGAAAUCAAACCGGAUUCACAACACCAAAUGUAGCUGCGGUAAAUAGUGGAGAUGGUGUGAAAAAGCAAAAACCAACUGAGAAAUUUGCCAGAGUCUGUGAUAUGCAUAGUGCAUGGCAGGACGUGAACGGCGAUCUCCAACAGGCUGGUUCUGACCUUGAAACGCACGAAGAUACAGAAUCUAUUCGCAAGGAGGAACGUAUACUUGGCGAAAAACACCAGCAAAAACGCUUAAAAAAAAAACGACGCGAUCGCGAACAUGUACCCAGCUCAAGUUCAUCGUGUGAAUCAGAAAACGAUUUCAAAGACAGCAAUCUAAAGAAGCCGUCACAAAAAUCGAAAAUUGUCAUUACCGCCGCUCUAAAGACAACUGCUGUUGAAUCGGUAUCGGACCAAAAAACAAUCGAAAAAUGUUCACAAGAAUCGGCGUCUUCAAGCGCAACCUCCGGUCCUGAUACACCAGCAGAAUUAAGCGAUGAAAUUGCCACUGACGCGGCUCCAGAUGAGGAGAGAAUUUUCUUAGCCCUACUCUCAAAAAAUGGAGAGCCUGCUGAAAAUGGGGAUCCCACUGACAUUUGUGGCGACGAUUUCAAUUUGUUUGAGGAAAGCAAAGCUACUUCAAGUCAGCCCGAAAUGGAGUCAGAAUUAGAACAGAUUCCUGAGGCCAUAACAUCAACGAAUGGCAUAGUCAGCAAAUCAAAUCCCAAAAAACUUUUAAGUCAGGACUCUAGCAUCGACGUAACGCAAUCUAGUAUUGGAAACGGCGCAGCCGCCAGUUUUGGUAGCAGUAAGUGGAAAUUGUUAAAGACACUUAAAGAAAGAAAGAUCGAGGAAAGGAAUAACCAAGACAAGAUCAAAGAAGAUGUAUUAAGCAAAGAUAAAGAAAAGAAUGGUGGCGGCACUGGCGAUGUUGGAAUACGCACCAAUGGACAUCCUGGCGAUAAUCCAUUUUAUAGUAACAUUGACAGCAUGCCAGAUAUUCGGCCUCGUCGAAAAUCCAUACCCCUUGUUUCUGAACUGGUGCUCAAGACAAUGGCGGCAACAAAAAGAAACGCUGGACUAACAUCUGCUGUGCCGAGGGCUACUCUUAACGAUGAGGAAUUGAAAAUGCAUGUCUACAAAAAAGCACUUCAGGCGCUGAUCUAUCCGAUUUCCUCAACGACACCUCAUAACUUUGUCCUCUGGACAGCAACGUCGCCGACUUAUUGCUACGAAUGCGAGGGUCUGCUUUGGGGAAUUGCUCGCCAGGGCGUGCGCUGUACAGAGUGCGGCGUAAAGUGUCAUGAGAAAUGCAAGGACUUGCUGAACGCUGACUGUCUACAGCGUGCUGCUGAAAAGAGCUCCAAACAUGGAGCCGAGGACAAAGCAAAUUCUAUAAUUACCGCCAUGAAAGACCGCAUGAAGCAUCGAGAACGAGAGAAGCCGGAAAUCUUUGAAUUGAUCAGAGCCGUGUUCAGCAUUGAGGAGAAGAGCCACACGGGCCACAUGAAAGCUGUGAAGCAGAGUGUCCUGGAUGGCACCAGUAAAUGGUCGGCCAAAAUAGCAAUCACAGUGAUUUGUGCUCAAGGCCUGAUAGCGAAGGAUAAAAGCGGUACCAGUGAUCCUUAUGUGACGGUGCAGGUUAGCAAAGUCAAAAAACGAACGCGCACAAUGCCCCAGGAGCUAAACCCUGUGUGGAACGAGAAGUUUCACUUUGAGUGCCAUAACUCGUCAGACCGCAUCAAAGUUCGCGUUUGGGAUGAGGACAACGAUCUAAAGUCAAAGCUGCGUCAGAAACUGACUCGUGAAUCAGACGACUUUCUCGGACAGACAAUAAUCGAAGUUCGCACUCUAUCCGGUGAAAUGGACGUGUGGUAUAAUCUGGAAAAAAGAACUGACAAAUCAGCAGUAUCAGGAGCUAUUCGCCUUCACAUAUCUGUUGAAAUAAAAGGCGAAGAAAAGGUUGCACCCUAUCACGUGCAGUACACUUGCCUCCAUGAAAAUCUUUUUCACUACCUUUGUGAGGAAAACAGCGGCAUGGUUAAACUUCCAACACAAAAAGGCGACGAUGCCUGGAAACUGUAUUUCGAUGAAAUCCCUGAAGAAAUUGUAGACGAGUUCUCUAUGAGAUACGGCAUAGAGAAUAUAUACCAGGCAAUGACGCACUUUCACUGUCUGUCGGCUAAGUAUCUUUGCCCAGGUGUACCCGCCGUUAUGAGUACGCUAUUGGCGAACAUAAACGCGUAUUACGCCCACACCACCGCCUCUUCUGCAGUUUCAGCAAGUGACCGCUUUGCAGCAAGCAAUUUCGGGAAAGAAAAAUUUGUUAAGUUGUUGGAUCAGUUGCACAAUUCUCUCAGAAUCGACCUGUCUAUGUAUAGAAAUAAUUUUCCGGCAUCGAGUCCAGAAAAGCUGAUGGAUUUGAAGUCUACAGUGGACCUACUAACAAGCAUAACAUUUUUCCGCAUGAAAGUACAAGAACUGUCCAGUCCACCGAGGGCAAGCACGGUUGUCAAAGAUUGCGUCAAGGCCUGUCUACGAUCCACGUACCAAUUUUUGUUUGAAAACUGCUAUGAACUGUACAACAGGGAAUUUCAGGUGGACCCGAACGAAGCUAAACGUGCCCCUGAUGACCACGAGCCAAAGUUAGACAGUGUUGACUUCUGGCAUAAGCUAAUUGCUCUAAUUGUGUCCGUCAUUGAUGAAGACAAAAACAGCUAUGGCACUGUGCUAAAUCAAUUCCCACAAGAGCUGAACAUUGGCCAAUUGUCAGCAGCAUCUAUGUGGCACCUCUUUGCUGUUGAUAUGAAGUACGCCCUGGAGGAGCACGAACAGCAUCGUCUUUGCAAAUCGUCCGCUUAUAUGAACUUACACUUUCGGGUUAAAUGGUUAUAUAGCAAUUACGUAAAGGAGGUGCCUCCAUACAAAGGUGCCGUUCCUGACUAUCCCGCAUGGUUUGAACCAUUUGUGAUGCAAUGGUUAAAUGAGAAUGAUGAUGUCUCCUUGGAAUAUCUUCACGGCGCCUUUAAUCGAGACAAAAAGGACGGGUUUCAAAAGAGCAGUGAGCACGCACUGUUCUCCAAUUCAGUAGUCGACGUUUUCACUCAAUUGACGCAAUGUUUCGAUGUUGUUAGCAAGCUCGAGUGUCCUGAUCCAGAAAUUUGGAAACGUUACAUGAGGCGUUUUGCUAAAACAAUCGUAAAAGUGCUAAUAGCCUAUGCCGAUAUUGUGAAAAUGGAGUUUCCAGAGCAUAUGAGAGACGAAAGAAUUGCUUGCAUCCUUAUGAACAACAUACAGCAAUUAAGAGUACAGUUGGAAAAAAUGUUUGAGUCAAUGGGUGGUGAUAAGCUAGAAGAAGACGCUGCAAACAUUCUAAAGGAAUUGCAACAAAAUUUGAAUUCGGCUCUAGACGAUUUAGCUUGUCUUUUUGCCAUUAGCCUGGAGCCUCGCAUAACACAGUCGGUCCGGGAGCUGGGUGACAUGCUGCUCUCUAUAAAGGGGGGCAGUGGAAACCUUGUUGCCGGCAACCAAGCUGCACAACGCAACGCAGUUGCUGUUGAAGCCGACGAGGUGCUGCGACCCUUAAUGGAUCUUUUAGAUGGUUCUUUGACCUUGUACGCCCAGUCAUGCGAAAAAACCGUGUUGAAGCGCCUGUUGAAAGAGCUUUGGAAGAUUGUAAUGCGUAUUUUGGAAAAGACAAUUGUGUUGCCUCCAAUGACCGAUAAGACUAUGAUGUUCAAACACCUCACCGACAAUGCUAAAAAUCUGGCCUCUAAUGCUAAAAUAGAGGAUAUGGGUCGUCUAUUUAAGUCGCACAUGGCCGGAAAGCAGGACGUGAAAAGUGCCCUUAGUGGUGUCAUGGACAUGUCAAAGGAGGUGGAAAAGAAUCUUUCACCCAAACAAUGUGCCGUGCUUGACGUUGCCUUAGAUACAAUCAAACAGUACUUCCAUGCCGGCGGCAAUGGACUUAAGAAAACAUUUUUAGAGAAGUCGCCCGAGUUGCAGAGUUUGCGAUACGCCCUCAGCCUAUACACUCAAAUGACCGACACAUUGAUUAAAACAUUCAUAUCCAGUCAAGUACAUGAAGUUGAUCCCGAGAAUGCUGAGGAAAGCGUCGGCGAGAUUUCAGUCCAGAUUGAUCUGUUUUCUCACCCAGGUACCGGAGAGCACAAAGUUACUGUGAAAGUUGUGGCUGCCAACGAUUUGAAAUGGGUUAUACCUUCUGGUAUGUUUCGGCCCUUCGUCGAAAUCAAUCUGAUUGGGCCACAUUUGCAGGACAAAAAACGAAAGUUUGCCACUAAAUCAAAAUCGAACAACUGGUCACCAAAGUACAAUGAAUCAUUUAACUUCGCCAUUGGAAAUGAGGAACAACUUGACUUCUUUGAACUACACAUUUGCGUGAAAGACUAUUGUUUCGCACGAGAUGAUCGGUUGGUGGGUGUUGCCGUUAUUCCACUAAAGGAUAUAUCUGAAAAGGGGUCGGUAGCGUGUUGGUUACCUUUGCAACGACGAAUCGAGAUGGACGAAACUGGUUGGACAAUUCUACGGAUACUUUCGCAGAGAAGUAACGACGAGGUUGCCAAGGAGUUUGUGAAGCUUAAGUCAGAGAUUCGUCAGGAGCCAACUAUGGGUACUUAACUCAUCUAUGGCGAGAUGAAAAAACCAUUCAAGUUACUUUCGCUGAUCGAAUCUUCAGUUUUAAGACACAUACACACCAUACAUACAUACACACAAAAUAUUCUCCAUUCCACUGAAACUACUCCACUACCGAUGGUAGUUUUACCAUUCACAUACAUACAUACAUACAUAGAUAAAACACAUUCAUACAGACAUUUAUAUAGCCAUACAUACAUAUACGAGAAAAUACAAUACAAAUAUGAAAAUUUAUUUCCCUAAGACUAUGAUAUGAUAUUAUUAGCGAUCGUGCCAGUGGUGUAUAAGAGGUUCCAGAUUCCAGCUUCGCCGGCAAACAAACAGCGUCAGCCGGCAUUCGAACUCAAUAGAAAUCGCGAAUUCCACACCGUCGAACUAACAUACAUUUUCAUAUGUACAUACGUUUGAGAUACAAUCACACACGCACAUUCCUAUUUAUGUAAAUAAGUACCUGUAUAAAUAUAAUUUGGUAUUUCCAUAUUUUGUUUAAGAUAAUUCAUAUGCGCACUGGGUCCAUGUGAAUACGAAUGUUUUUUUAUUGUAAUAAUAAACAUUGGCAUAUUAUCGAUCAA